This is a messenger RNA of Rhizoctonia solani, 1563 nucleotides long. RefSeq lists its product as uncharacterized. The record is from RefSeq and is a predicted model, not a curated record. Gene Ontology annotation, biological process: DNA damage response. The coding region runs from base 1 to 1563 and encodes 520 amino acids. The transcript has 2 exons. Gene Ontology annotation, cellular component: nucleus. Gene Ontology annotation, molecular function: histone H3K56 acetyltransferase activity. Lineage: Eukaryota; Fungi; Basidiomycota; Agaricomycetes; Cantharellales; Ceratobasidiaceae.
AUGUCGCAAAAUAUACUUCUACUUGUUUCAGAGAACGCAGAUCCUGAAGUCCUCACUCCUACAGAUAUAACGACUACGCCACGUAUUUUGUGUGCAGCGCUCGAAGCGACUCUUUAUCUGUUUCCUACAACUGCUUCGUCCAUUCUCUAUAUCGGAAAAAUUGACACAACCGGCUUCUCAAAAGUCGCACCGUCUCCUGCACGUACCCUUGCACGUGCUACUAUAGACUUCUUUGCCAGGCCUGAUACACGUCCCACCGAAUGUGGCCAAAGAGUUUGGGUACAUCUAUUUGCCCGUGCUCAAUCCCAGUACCUGUUCCCUGAUUCAGCGGACUGGAAAAACAAACGUGUCCUGAAUGAUGCGGGCCUGGUGAGAUGGUGGUGGAGUCUUUUUGGUGAUGUCGCGAAGGAUGUCGCAGAGAGCAGUCAGCCAGAAACUCGUUUCAAGGGCACGAAAAUGUGGUAUAUCCUUCCUGGCUUCAACGAUAUAGAAGCAUAUCAUACAUUGUCAUCGGGCUCCAGUUUUAAGAUGGCACAAGCGGGGGAGCUCCCUUGGUUUUAUGGGCAUCCAUAUGAUGAUGCUUCAAUUACAUUUCCUCUCCCAGUAAAUUCUACUGAAGACCCAACUAUCAACUCUUCCUCAUCCAAGGACUCUACCAAGGUCCAAUCUAUCGCAUAUUUAAUCCCUACCUUUUCCGAUGAUCCCAAGGCUCGUUUCCUGGGAGAAAUUGCGAGUACGACUUCCGAGACAGACGUGCCUCCUCCAGUUCCCAAGGCAGCUUCCAGGCCAGCGUCUCCUACAACUCCAACGCGAACGCCUCGUUCUAUAUCGUCACAGAAAGCCCCAGAUUCUUCUCCCCAGUCUGCUUCUGAUUCGCCUUCACAAUCUCGUCUAAAAAAACGUCGGCGGGUAGAUGCCAACAAUUCUCCAGCAAAGCCCUCGGACCCGGAUGUUAAUAAUGAUAGCAUGCCCCCGGUAGAUGAAAAUCCCACUCCAGAUACGCCAUCAGCUACCGAAAAAGCUCUCCCGGGCGCGCCUUUGGUACCUCCUUCAGGCGUUCCAAGUCAGCCAAAGAGCAAUGCACAUGCAGAACCUGAGCUUGUACGCCGGGGACGCCUUGCACUAUCCGCAGUAUCUGCAAAAGAAUUUUGGGAACGCAUGGGAUUCCGGCAGGAAUGUGCCUUGGGAGCUGUAACUGCGUUCUUCGUUGCUUUAUUUGAGAACUCCAAGGCACCGGUUAAGUCAGACGCGAAGAUCGCCAACGAAUAUACCCCACUGCCUACGCACACACGAAUUCUGCAGUCGUUAAUGAACCAUGCGUUCUCAACCCCUGAAAAAGCAAUACGGUCAACCCAGCUCCUCGAAACAUCAAUUCGCACCCUAUGUGAUGGUGUGGUUGCCACUCCUGGCGAGAGCGAAGCUGAGAAUAUCAAUUCAUCGUUUUAUCAUGCACACAUCUACCAAAGUGUGGUCAAUAACAAUCCUCCAUUGAUUCCCCGAGAUAAUGUGGCCACCCCUGUCCCAGUCAACGUAUUACAAGUGAAGCGCAAGGCACGUCGUUGA